This is a messenger RNA of Protobothrops mucrosquamatus (brown spotted pit viper), 1337 nucleotides long. RefSeq names its product SWI5 homologous recombination repair protein (gene SWI5). Bases 248 to 724 code for a protein of 158 amino acids. The record is from RefSeq and is a predicted model, not a curated record. The transcript is spliced from 6 exons. Gene Ontology annotation, biological process: double-strand break repair via homologous recombination. NCBI's taxonomy places the organism in Eukaryota, Metazoa, Chordata, Lepidosauria, Squamata, Viperidae. Gene Ontology annotation, cellular component: Swi5-Sfr1 complex; Swi5-Swi2 complex.
GCGCGGCGGCGAGGCGCAUGCGCCCCUCUCCUGUCCGCCUUUAAUGGCCGCCCUUCUCUGGCUUCUUGGCUCUUUUUAUUUUUCCUUUAGAAAUCUUUGGCAGAACACACUUCCUGCAUGAAAUAGGCCGACAAAUCUCCAGCUUUCAGACUGCAACCCAGCAACCAAGAUGCUUAUGAAUUACACACGCACGUGAACUGCAAAAAUCCAUUUAUUCUUUCCGUUCCCCUGACGACUGAAUCCCCAGAUGCAGAAGGGAAAGGAAGUUGUGGACUGCAGUUCUACCCCUGGCCUGGAAGACAUUCUGGCUAAACAAGAACAUGAAUCCCCUUUGAAUCAAGGGGGCAAGCAGAACCUGGGACCAAGGGGGAAAAUCUCCCCCAAACCUUUAACCUGGAGGACAUCUCAAGCAGCCCGGAGAAGUUGUAAUGCAAGCUUUAAGUCUCCGGUUCUUCCUCCGAAGAGCUGUCAGCCUGCCGAUAAGGACGUCCUGCAGCAUGAAAUUGAAGAGCUAAAACACAAGGAACUUGCUCUGGAUCAGGAAAUAGCACAAAUCAAGGCUGAAGGAUACAGCCUGGAGGAAUUGGAAAACCACAUUUCUCUGCUUCAUGAAUACAAUGAGAUAAAAGACACGGGACAAAUGCUUUUAGGCAGAUUGGCUGCAAUCAGGGGCGUCACCACCAAAGACCUCUACUCUGAAUUUGAUCUGGAUCUGAAUGAUUAGGAGGAAUGUAAAAUGUGACACACACACACACCUUGACUGUGGAAAUAUAAUGCGUGGCGAAAAGGCAAUCACUGUAAGUUCAUUAUUCCCCCAGAAAUAUUAAUGAAGCAGUAGCUUUAACUUUGGGGCAAAAAAAAAAAAAAUCAUUUAAUGGAUGGAGAAGCUGUUGGACUUAUUACCACCGUUUGGAGACGGACAGAACAGAAUUUUCUAGAUCUGGACAAAUCUCUGCAGAAUUCUAGAAAGCUGCCCUGGAUUGAGGAAUUGCUAAUGAGCCUCUCUUCGCUGUGAGAGUUGACCAGGUUAAACUAUAAAGCCAUAAAAAUAGAAAAGAGUUAUUAAUUGUAAUAAGGGCUGCAGGUGUCAUUGAUAGUCUAAAUGGAAGUGCCUUCAGCCUUGGGUCCAUUCAAGUUGAGCCCUGUUUUCUCCUCCCCCAAAGAGGGCUGAAUUUGAAGGUGGAAUCCUCUCCAAAUCAUUGUGAAUUGUUAACUAUGAUCUGAAAUGUAGGCUUCUUCAAAUAUGGCUGUUGAAAAGAGCGAGGGGCCCCUGCUCUUUUGGAACAUGUCGAGAAAGCAACAUUUGUCUAUAAAAAUGGUGAUUUAUUUGCUUGGGA